Molecule: messenger RNA, 4026 nt
Organism: Pelodiscus sinensis (Chinese soft-shelled turtle)
Lineage: Eukaryota; Metazoa; Chordata; Testudines; Trionychidae
Gene: PPP1R3A
Product: protein phosphatase 1 regulatory subunit 3A
Biological process (GO): regulation of glycogen biosynthetic process
Cellular component (GO): protein phosphatase type 1 complex
Molecular function (GO): protein phosphatase 1 binding; glycogen binding
Source: RefSeq, a predicted model, not a curated record
GCAGAGUUCUCUUUCCGUUUAUAUCAGAGAGCCCAAUGGAGUCUUCAGAAGAACCCAGCCAGAUUAGAAGGGAUAACUUAUUAGAAAUUCCUGCUUUAAAUGAUUCCCUCUCAGAAGAUGAAGAUAUUAAAGAAACCCUUAAGCCUCGUUUCUCUCCCCUUCCCCGAAGGCGGAAUUCUGCUUCUUCAGAAGACAUGGAACCAGAAGCCCCAUCUACCAUUACAAGAAAAGUUUCGUUUGCAGAUGCAUUCGGCUUUGAUCUUGUGUCUGUUAAAGAGUUUGAUACCUGGGAAGUUCCAAUCACAUCAAAAAAUGAUGACUUAGAACUUAAAGUUUUAACUGCAGAGGAAUUUUUCCUCUCUCCACUGUUUGUAUUACCUGCCUCACAAGAAGACCUUUUGCAAAAAGUCCGUGUAGAGAAGGUAGUGCUAGAGUCAAUUGAAUUUCUUCCUGGGAUAACAUGUAUGAAGGGCAUUAUUCGAGUUCUAAAUGUAUCUUUUGAAAAGUUGAUUUAUGUGAGAAUGUCAUUGGAUGAGUGGCUAACUUACUAUGACAUCUUAGCAGAAUAUGUACCUAAUUCUUAUGAUGGUGAAACCGACCAGUUCUUCUUUAAGAUUUCAUUGGUUCCUCCUUAUCAGAAAAAUGGAGCUAAAGUUGAAUUCUGUAUACGUUAUGAGACAUCUCUUGGUACGUUCUGGGCAAAUAACGAUGACAAAAAUUACAUACUACUUUGCCAUAAGAAAGAAACUGUGCAAGAGGUGGAUGAUGCAACUAAUGAAGAGGCUACUGACAAAUACAUCAAAGGCUGCUUAAAGACAACACCAAGCAGCAAAGAAGAAAUACUGGCACUGUCUGAUGAAGACAUAUGGAAUAAUUCAAGGACUUCAGAGGUAAACAUCCCUGAAAUUGUCUAUUCACAUGAGGAGGACAAAGGCAGUGAAUCGAAUAGUGAAAAUGUAAAAGAUAUAAAUGUUGAAUGCAAUGAAGAUGAUAACGAAGAUAAUGAAAAAGAAUUAGAGUUGCUGCUAAGGCAGCAGUUCACAAGAACUAGAGGUACUUCUUCCAGAGAUGAAAGGAAUUUAUAUACAACAGAGCCAGUUAAUUUUCCAAAUGAAGCUCAAGGACUGGAGAAUAAGCUAAGACUUAUGGAAACAAGCACUGACUUGCUCAAGCAGCCUGUACCUAUCAUUUCUCCUUCAGAAAAUACUUUACAAGAGCUAGGAGAAGAAUUACAUGAUGACAAAAAGUAUUCCAUAAGUUAUGAUUAUAGUCAGCCAUUAGCAGAGGAACUUACUGCAGGUUCUGUAAACAAUAGUAAGCAGCCUUUGGAAUGCAUUGGUACCAGUGAAAUGCUUUUAUCACAGGAAUAUUUCCCUGGAACAAUUCAAAAUGUGAGUAUCCAUAUUACAGAUACUGUCUCAAAAAGACAAGGAAUAAGCCAGGUAGACAUUUCAAAAGAUGAAACAGAUAGCGCAGCAGGAAGCAAAAUGAUGGCGAGAUUAUUUAUCAGUGAAGAUGAUGUUGAUAAGUACAAAGAGGCCUGGGAAACAAGACCAGAAACAAUUUCUUCGGAACAUGAUGAAUCACAGAAAUUAAAUACACGUGUAACCGAAGCACUGGAUGACAAUGCUAACCCAGCUCCAGAGCGACACAUUCUGCAAACAUCUCACCUAAUGCUGGAGACUGUAUUGCCAGACAGUGACAAAACUGAAGAAAAAACUGAAGAUAUAUAUGCUGGUACUUUUUCACAUUCUGAUGUCUCAAUAGAUUCCUCAAAAAACCCAUAUUCAGAAAAAGAAGUUGUGGUAGAAGCAUCCAAAAAAGUCUGUAACACUUAUUUAGGAAAAGAGGAGAAAGAAAUGAAGUUAGAUGAGUUAGGACUGAUUAAAGAGCAGGAGAGUGGCGACACCAUAACUGCAAAACUUUUCAGUGUUCAUGGAAAAUAUAUUAGUGAAGCAAAAAACACAACAUUGCCAUCAGCUUCAGAUGAUAAACACAAAGCCAAGCCUUCACAAUCAGAAGACCAGCUGAUUUUCCAUGUAGCUGAUGAAAGAAGAGCUGGAGACACUCAUGAAUUCAACCAGGUGACUUGUCUAAAAGAUAGCAGAAGCCCCAACAAUAGAAAUGAAGGAAAAGAAAUCACAAGCUCUAUUGAAGGCCAACAGGGGAAAGAGGACUAUAGUGACUUAAGUGAUUACUUGAAAACAGACAGUAGAUACCCUGAUGCCACUCAGAGUAAAAUGACUGCCUUUCCCACUGGUGACCCAGAAUUUGCAGUGACAACUCGCAAAACAAAAGUUACAAGCACUACAUCAUUGAACCCAGAGGAUACACCUGAUACUAAGGAGAAUGAUCCUGAGCUUUCUGAGGAAAAAAUGUACAGCCAAGAUAAUUUCACAACAAAAAAAAGUAUUUUGGAGACAGAGCCUUGUCACCUUGAAACUGAGAAAUCGGACAGCAUAGUUACAGAUGAUCAGAGCAGGGUAGUGUGUGAAAAUCAAAGGUGGUGUGUUUCGGGAAGUAAGCCAGUAGAAAGAGAGACUGAGGCAAAUAGAACAGAAGAGAUUAAAGAGCAAACAGAUGGUGAAGUCAUGUUGGGAAUGAGGAAUAAGACAAGGUAUUUGAAUGUUACUCCCACAGAAGAAUUGUUUACCUGCCAAGAGACAGUGGGAUUUGAAAAGUCUCCUGUAGCUGAACAUGGUAAUACAGAGGAAGCAGAAGCAGGUACAGCUUAUAUAAUUAAAACAACAUCAGAAAGUGCUUCAGAAAAAAUGUCUGCUAGUGAAAAAGCAGUAAUUGCUAAGCUACCUCAAGAGACUGCACUAAGUGACAGGCCCACAGAGGAAAAGGAAACAGCGUUUGAUACACAUGAAGGGAGAAAUGAUGGUUCACAUUAUACUCUUUGUCAACGCAAUACAGUGGGUGUAUUAUAUGACACCGAAUUUGAAAAGGAAUCAGUUUUAGAUAUUUAUAAUGCACACGUAUGUGAAACACUGCAAGGAGAAAUGAUGUCUGUGUGCAAUACCAAGGAAAAAGUUUCCAAAGCAGAACAAGAUAUUGGAAAUAAUCCACCUGUAGAGGAAACAUUACAGGCUUUUGCAAUAGAAGGAAAAGCUGGUUUUGAGCAGGAUUUAUAUUCAGAAGAAUCAUUGAAAGUCCACCCAGAUCCCAAGCAGUGUCUGUACAGUGACAAAACUGAAGAAUUGUAUAAAGAAGAAAGAACUCUUGGAACACACUCCCAUUCAGAAGCCAAAGGUGAAACAAAACCAUCACCCUCAGAUAUAAAUAUUGUGCCUGAUUAUCAUUAUGAAAGCUCUCCAGUGACAACUUCUGAAGAAUCUACUGAGGUGGUUACAGCUACGGUAGAAAAUACAAAGCAUCCAUACACAGCCUCUGCAUUCAAAUCCAUUGCCAAUAUUUCUGUUGAGUCAGGAUAUCAUUUCAACCUACCAAGCGAAAUGACAUAUAUUAAUAAAAACAUCAUUGCUGAGGCUGAACACAAAGAUCCUGAGACUUCGCACCUAUUGACUUCGAGUGAUGACAGAGAAAGGAAUAUAGGCCAGUGUUUCCAUAAAGCUGAGUUCAGAGAAGAGGAGUCAUUAGGGCCAAUGAUUUUAAUUAGUGAGCCUAGUGAAGAAAUAGAAGAGAGAAGCUCUGAAGCUGAAGGUUUACUGACCGAAGGGAAAAUAUUAAACUGGCCUGAUGACUCUCAGCAUGAAAACCAGCACAUUUCUGAUUCUUCAGAUAUUUCUGACCAGAACAGUGAAGCACAUAGUUUAUCUACAGAGUGUCAGGUUUUAAAGCAUAUCAGUUACAGAAUCUUUAAUUUCCUCUUGUUUGCUGUAUUUGUUAUAACAACCUACCACUAUGAUUUAAUGGUUUGCUUUGCAUUCUAUCUAUUUUCUUUGUACUGGCUACACUGGGAGGGAGGAAGACGCAAGGAAUCUGUCAAAAAGAAGUAACGUUAAGUUUCAUGGUUUACAUGCUGUACUUAAAGUUUGAGGUUGAUUACUUUCCCUCUCCCCC